Molecule: messenger RNA, 2499 nt
Organism: Closterium sp. Naga37s-1
Lineage: Eukaryota; Viridiplantae; Streptophyta; Zygnematophyceae; Desmidiales; Closteriaceae
Source: the annotation of a GenBank genome assembly
AUGGGGAAGUGGGAGAGGGAACGGGAGAAGCUUCAGCAGCAGUGGCAGGGGCAGCAGCUGGCUAGGCGAUGGGGGUGGAGGGUCAGUGGAGGACGAGCUAGCAGCAUGGCAGCAGCGCAUGGGGGGGUGGUCUCGGCAGCGCCUGGCAGAGGAGGGCUUUGCGCUCCUCAACCUCUCCGCCUCGCCCAAGGGCCGAUUCUUCAAGUGCGCCCCUCAUUCCCUCCUGCCCCACAUGCCCCUUGCUGUCACCACAUGCCUGCUCCUGCUCCCUCAUUCCCUCCUGCUCCCACAUGCUCUCCCUCAUUCCCCCUCCUGCUCCCACAUGCUCUCCCUCAUGCCCCCUUCUGCCUGAUCUUCUCUUCUGCUUUCGCCUUCCUGCCUGGUGCAGGCGGCGCAGGGAGGAGUGGUGGUACGAGCAGGGGUGCAGGCGGUGCGGGCGGUGCGGGCAGUGGUGCUGGUGGCGGCGGCGGUGGUGGUGGUGUGGGUAAUGGGUUGCUGCCUCAACAUCACUUGCUCUCCCAGGGAGACCUGGUGCUGGUGAAUCCCUGCAGCGUUGACUCCAUUGACCUGGAUGACUCGCUGGAAGGAGUGGUGCUGGAGAGAGCUCGCAGGUACCUUCUUGUGGUGAUGGAACCUCAAGACGUUGCCACGCUCGCUCAAAUGGACCAGCCCCUUCGUCUAGACCUCACUCUCAACACCGUUGCCUUUGACCGAGCUAUCGAUGCUGUUACCACCUUCUCCUCCCUCUCCCCCUCGGCUCUGAGGUUUCUCCCGCUGCUAUCCACCAAGAAGAAAAGCUCUGGGUCAGAGUCAGCAGCGGCAGCAGCAGCCGGGGCAGCGGGAGAGUUGAGAGGGCGAGUGCGAUCCUUGUUGCGAGAGAUGCAGGCAGAGAGGGAGAGCAGGGGAGAGGGAGAGGGCUCGCGAGAGGGGGAGCGAGAGGGGGAACGAGAGGGGGAGCGAGGAAGAGAGGGAACGGGAGAGGGGGAGCGAGUGGGGAAAAGGGCGAGGCUGAACGCGAGUCAGGCUGUGGCGAUAGAAGCGGCGAUGGGGAGGAGGGUGACGCUAUGGCAGGGGCCUCCUGGGACGGGUAAAACCGCCACUCUGCUGCACCUCAUGGCUCUUGCUAGACGGGUGCUGGGGGGUGGAGAGGGUGCGGGUGCACAGGGGAGGGGUGCGGAGGGAAGAGGUGGUGGUGGUGGGGGGCGUGGAGGGAGGAAAGGAGGGGAGAGGGGAGGAGGGGCAGGAGACGCGGGAGGAAGGAUUGUGGGGAAGGUGUUGGCUGCGGCGGAUAGCAACGUGGCGGUGGAUAACAUGGUGGAGGGGCUGCUGGGCAUGGGCUUGCGCGUGGUGCGCCUGGGCCAGCCAGUCAAGGCCAAGGAGUCUCUGCGGCAGUGCACGCUAGACGCGCUAGUGGAGGCCCACCCUCUCACACAGCGAGCAGUGCAGCUGCGGCAGCAGGCCAUGGCAGCACGGGAGCAGGGCCGGGCGGAGAGGAACGAGGGGCGGCGCAGGAGUGCAGCACAGGAGGCCACUCGCGUGUGGGAGGCGGCAGAGGCUGCUCAAGACGCCGCUGCUCUUGAUGUCAUGGAGAGGGCGGAUGUGAUAGCAGCAACGUGCGUGGGUGCAGGAGACCCUGUGCUGAGCAUUCUUCUGAGCCGCCACCCCUCGGCCUUCGCUCUCUGUAUCAUUGAUGAAGCCACGCAGUCCACAGAGCCAGCGUCGCUGAUCCCCAUCCUGGCCAGCAGGGCGAGCAGUGUGGUGCUUGUGGGCGAUCCCAUGCAGCUGCCACCCACUGUCGUUUCACAACGCGCCCUGCAGCUAGGGCUGGACGUGCCGCUGUUCUCGCGCCUGCAGAGCCACGGCUUGCAGCCACUGCUGCUCGACACACAGUACCGCAUGCACCCGUCCAUAGCAGCGUUCCCCUCGGCUAUCUUCUACUCCCACCGCCUCCUCUCCUUCCCCACUCCACAAGACCGACCUGCCCCUCCAGGCUUCCCCUGGCCCAGCCCCGCCCACCCCAUCGCGUUCAUAGACUGCAAUGGCGUUGCAGCGCCAAGCAGCAAACGCACCACCACCAGCAGCACCGCCACCACCACCACCCCUACUACCACCACCGCCACCACGGUGGCACGCGAGUCACUGGAGGAGAGUCCGGGAGACUCCACGUCGUGGAUGAAUGCUGCUGAAGCUGAGCAGGUGGUUGCGCUGGUGAAGAGUCUGCUGUCUGCUGGUGGCAUGGCCAAGGGGUGUGAAGACAUCGGGAUCAUCACACCAUACAGAGCACAGGUGAAUCUCAUUCGAGGCAUGCUGCAGAGGGAAGCUCAGGGCUGGGGAGGGGAGGGGAGCAGGGCGGUGGGGCGGGGUGGAGUGCGGUUGGCGAAGGUGGAUCUGGAAGACGUGGAGGUGAAGACAGUGGACGGGUUUCAAGGUCGCGAGAAGGAGGUGAGGCAGGGGACGGCGGAGAGAGGUGAGGCAGCAGGGGAGGGAGAACAGAGGUGA